GUUCCGCCUUGGUGUGACGCAUGUCUCUUGCUACGGUACGCCAUUUGUGUCUAGCAACAAAAAGCGCGGACGGCGGAAAGAUUAGCAAAAUCGAAGAGGUGCUUGAGUCAUCUUCAACUCGAGUCAUUGUCACAGCUUUAUGCAGACAUAGCAAGAUAUGCUAUAGAUAAGAAACAUAUACAUCAGAAAAGGAGGCUCCUUUUGGACAAAAUGCCAAAAAACGGGCAGCCAGAUGACGUUGAGAUGGAGGACGCAACAGCCAACUCAACUAUAAAGCCUGAAAAAGAGGAAGGAGAAGCCACUCGGAAGCUGCAGCCAGACUCCGUGAUUGAAGAUGCUAAUACAAUAUGCACUGUUUGUGACUUUUCUGCAAAAUGCCCGAGAUCACUGAAGAUUCACUUUGCAAGAAAACAUAAAAAUGCAAAAACACCUCUGAACAGUGAAAACCUCUUAGAUGACAAUGUAAGAGAUGUUCAAAAAGAGAUAGGCAUGGAGACAGAAAGUGCUGCUGACGUUCCUGAGCCCGAUGAGCCAAGCUUAGCUUUCCAUGAUGAUGGUUCAAGUAGGAGUGUUCUGAUAUCGGAUAAGGAGGCAACUCAAGAACCAACUAUAUCCUCUCAAGAGAGAAGAGUUAGCAAACGAACCCCAAAACCCAAGAUUAUCUAUUCAUGCAACUACUGUGGACAAGAAUUUAGGGACCAGUCUCCUCUUGAUGUACAUAUCCAGAGAUACCACAAUAAAGAUGCCCCAUACACAUUUGGUGCUGAAGAGAACAUGGGUGAAGAAGAGGAGGCUGAAGAUACAGAACGUGCUUUAAAGAUAUCCCCCCCAGAAGUGAUGCUUAAACGUCCAAUGAGCAGAAUUCAGCUGAAGUGUGCAAACUGCGAUUUCAAAGUUUUCACACUUUCCUUGCUGGAGAGCCAUGCUCGUGUCAAGCAUCCCGACCUGGAUUGGUACCGCUGUAAAUUAUGCAACUUCUUUUCUGCUACAUAUGAAUGGAUGGACAGACAUAUUUGCUCAGACACCCAUAAGCAACAUCUCAGAAGGCAGAAUAGUGAAGAGUCUUCCUCCACUGAUUAUGUUGAGAGGGUAAGCAACGGAAAUGGAGGUGUAGAUGACUUAGCUGUUGGGGCCCAGGGAACACAAGAGGCAAUGGAGGCUGCUCAGGCUGUUACAGAAGAAGAAGAAGAUGAUGAUUCGGAAACUCUAAAACGGAGAAGAGGGAGACCAAAACAUGUGUCUUCAACCAAAUGUGGUUAUUGUGGCUUAAUAGUAUCUAAUGCCACCAACCUCGGUGUCCAUGUCCGUCGUAAACACAGCAAGGAUUAUCUUUACCGGUGUACUGUGUGCAAUUAUAGCUGUGUCACCAAAGGGGACAUAGAUCGUCAUUGUAUCACAAAGAAACAUAUGAACCGUGUGCAACAAUGUGCAAACAACAGCCCCGCCAAACAUCUAGAAAGCAGUUCACCUCAGGAACCCACAGAUACACAAUCUUCAGAACCAAAUGAAACCUCAGAGAAAAGGGAAAUGCAGCAGGACUCAGAAGGCUCCAAAGAACAGAGCGAAGACGAUCUUAUACUGCCACACUCAAGCUCAAAGGAUGGCCAAUAUGACCGUGUUACUUGCAGACACUGCGAUUUUGUAGCUCACUCGGGCUCUUCCCUCCAUCUUCAUGUGAACAGAAAGCAUGCAAAAGGCUUUGAAUAUGUCUGUUUGGCCUGCAAAUACUACGCUUUAACAAGCAAGGAAAUGUCCCGCCACGCCAGCACAGAGAGGCACAAGGAAAAAAGCCAGAGUUACCUGGCAUCGCAAGAGAAUGGUGGUCAAACAUCAAUCAUUGAUCCUAAAGGUGCGAUGGUUGAUCCUAAAUCUGAACCUUUUUGCCUCACUGAAGAAUCAAAGCUAAGUUCGGAACAAAGUCAGGACUCAGUGGCCCCUUCUGUCAGUACGGAGCCUGUUGAUGCUGCAGACAUCUUAACUAGCAAAGCAGAGAAGGAAGCAGAGAGCAUUACAUCUGCCACUGGUGAUGAUCAAGAUUCAACGGACUGUACAGUGAGACAAACGGCCAAAUCAACAGCAGAAAUUGAAUUCGUAGUGCAACAGUCUCCGCAAGAAAGCCGAGAAGUUGACAAAUACAUGGAAGGGAUGAGCCCAGAAAAUAGCUCUCUGUCGGUUCCAAAACUAUCCACCGCUUUAUCUUUUGAUGCCUCUAUUGUGUCUGUAAAAGCCCUUGCUGAGCAGGAGCAAGCAACGUUGAAGAAGCUUGCCCUGGAAGGUGAGGCUGCUGUUAAAUGUUUGACAGGAGAAGCACCAGAGUCCUCUGCUCUCCUGUCGCAUGUUUAUGUUAAGACGUUCGAACAGAAAGAAAGGAAGAAAAAGAACCAUGCUAAUUUGAGCAGCACCGGAAUCCGCUGUGAUGAUUGUGGCUUUUUGGCAGACGGCCUCAGCGGUCUGAAUGUCCACAUUUCAAUGAAGCACCCGACCAAGGAUAAGCCUUACCAUUGCAUGGUGUGUGGAAAGUCCUACUAUACCGAGAGCAACCUGCAUCAGCACCUGGCCAGCGCCUCCCACCUCCGAAAUGAGCAGAACAGCCUCGAAGAACGACUUGAAGGGGGAGCGUGCUUCAAGUGCACAAAAUGCACAGACCGCUUCAAAACGGAACAAGAUCUGUUUAUUCACAUCAAAGAGAAACACGACGAGCUGCUAAGACAAGUCAACAAGUUUGUGCUGGAGGACACUGAACAGAUCAACCGCGAACGGGAAGAGCACCAAGGCAACGUUUGCAAGUACUGCGGAAAAGUGUGCAAGAGCAGCAACUCCCUGGCCUUCCUGGCACACAUUCGCACGCACACAGGAUCCAAGCCCUUUCUUUGCAAGAUCUGCAACUUUGCUACUGCUCAGCUGGGAGAUGCCAGGAACCACGUGAAGAGACACCUAGGCAUGCGAGAGUACAAAUGCGACAUCUGUGGAUGGGCGUUCGUGAUGAAGAAACACCUCAGCACCCACCUGCUUGGAAAACAUGGAAUCGGCCAGCGUAAAGAAAGGAAGUUCGAUUGCAAGUUGUGUGAGCGCUCCUUUAGUGAAAAAUGGGCCCUAAACAACCACCUGAAACUUCACAGUGGCGAGAAACCUUAUAAGUGUUCCUGGCCGUCCUGUCACUAUGCCUUCCUGAACCUGUCAGCCAUGAAGGACCAUUAUCGUACACACACUGGUGAAAAAAAAUUUCUCUGUGACCUGUGUGGUUUUGCUGGAGGGACACGACACGCUCUUACCAAGCACAGACGCCAACACACAGGAGAGAGACCCUUCAAAUGCAAGCUUUGUAACUUCGCCUCCACCACGCAGUCCCACCUAUCAAGACACAAUCGCGUUCACACUGGGGAGAAACCAUACCGCUGCCCCUGGUGUGACUACAGAUCUAACUGUGCUGAGAACAUCCGUAAGCACAUCCUCCAUACAGGUAAACACGAGGGGGUGAAGAUGUACAACUGUCCAAAAUGUGACUAUGGCACCAACUCUCCCAUUGAGUUCCGCAACCACCUGAAGGACAGCCACCCUGAUAUUGAGAAUCCAGACCUUGCUUACCUUCAUGCAGGUAUCGUGUCCAAGUCCUUUGAGUGCCGCCUUAAAGGCUUUGGGGCGUCUUUUGUGGAGACCGAGGACCUGAGCUCAACUGUGGCCAGGAAGAUCAGCGAUGACGGACCCGUCCAGCAAGUCAUCAUCAUUCAAGGCUACAGCGAGGAAGAAGUGGCCAUUGACCAGACCCUGGAGGAGUCUGCUGCUGCCACCCUGCAGACUCUGGCCAUGUCCGGCCAGGUGGCAGGGGUGCUCCACAUCACAGAAGACGGACAAGUCAUUGCUUCAGGUAGGGAAGCUGCGUCCGCAGGGACCCAGCUCGCCGUGGGGAGCACCCAGUACGUGGUGCUGGCAACAGGCGAGGCGGGCAAUCAGCUUCAGGCUGCAUCUAGAGGAGGAGAAGGCGCCUCUGAAGCUGCCGGACAAAGUCAUAUUGUGUCCGAGCGGUCCACAGCUCUGGACGCUCUCCUCAGCGCUGUCAGUAAAAUGGGCCAUCAGGAGAAAAUGCAAGGAGAGGCAUCUGUCGGCCACAAGACCGCGAGCCCUGAGACAGACAAGCCUGUGCAGAGUGAAGAGCAGUCUGUGGUCAAACAGGAAGAAGAGACGGAAGCCGCUAGCCAGAAGAGUCAGGAAGAGAUGAAGAAGCUGCUGCAGCUGGCAGCUUGUCGCAUGAUGAAGGAAGGUCUGACCCAGGUCAUUGUCAACAACGAGGGAACCCACUACAUCGUUACGGAGCUGGACGACUGCACCUUACAGGUGGAGGAAGGCGUGUAUGAAGAGGCGGCUGCCGAUGACACAGCAGAACAUCAGGAAGAUCAGCAGGUUGAAGACCCGCAGAAGAUGGACCCUAACUGAACCAGGGACAUUUCCUUUUUCUAGCUUUUCAUUUCAAGUGUCAAUCAGAAAUGUUUUGUCUUCAACUCCCGUUGGAUAUCGACUAUAAGGCCAUCAUGUCAAGAAAAAUGUUGAGGGAACACCGAAAUUCACACACAAACCUGAACGCAACAUUCUAAACACAGCAGCUACAUCCUCUGUCUCUGUAGAUAACCAGCAUUACAUAAUUGGCCACAAACAUUUUCACAAUCACACUGAACCGCUGCAAUGAGUGCAGCUGUGAUAGGCUCCAGCCCCCCCCGCGACCCCGAAAGAGACAAGCGGUACAAAGUGAAUGGACGGAUGGGCACUUAACCCUUCUUAGUGACGAUGGAUGUCAUUGUGUUUGACAAUAACAUACAGAAGGUAUCGCUGCUUGCAAGUCUAUAACUUUAUUCUUGAUGACAUUACUGCUUUAUUUCCCUAAUAUAAUUGUUUGCAUUAUUUUCAGUGUAGCCCUACUACUCCUCGCUAGUGUGCACGGAAGAAAGGAGGACUUUGUGUAUAGGAAGAUCAUGUAAAAUCAUUUGACGCCACCAAAACCAGGCUUAAUUCAUGCAAAAAUGAUUAUGCAAUUAGUAUAACAAUUUGUAAUUGCUCAUGAAUAAGAUACUGUAUACAUCAAUAUUUUGUGUUUUUUCUUUAACAUUACUUCAAGGUUUCUUUUCUUUAUUCUUGGUUUGUUAUUAGCAUAUGAUUGGGCACCAAGCAUUGUUUUGCAUAGGAGGCAAACCUCGCAGUCGGCACACGCAUCGCUAACGCUACAUUAUGCAAGCUGUUAGGAGGCUCUUUGGUUAUUUGUGCGCUCGCCACGUUAUAAAUCGCCUUUCAUUUCUUACAAUAAACACUGAAGCCAGUUUUAACAACUGCGUCCAUAGGUUUUCAUUCUGACACUUUAUUGUGGCGUUUGCCGCGACGGUUUCGCCAUCAAUGCUGCGUUUAUGUUCACAGCACAGCGCCGCCCAAUGAGAAAGCCCCAUGCACAUACAUGCAUUAACUGAUAGCUCCCAUCAUGCUUUCUGAUCGCUAACAUAGUCAUUAUCAUCACCAUUAUCAUUAUCACCACCAUGAUCACCAUCACCCUAAUCGCCAUCCUCUCUUCCUUUCCCCCCCAUCAGGCCUAUUCCCUCCAUUGCAUGCAACGCACUCAUCGUUUCUCUCCAACCCCGCACCCAUCCCCUCGAACCCCUCAGUAUUUGGCACUGGAGGGAGAAUCAAUAUUCAUUUAGGCCGCUACACAGGCCUGCAGUUUCUGAUGGAGUGAGUGGGAGAGCAGUAUGACGGCUGCAAGCACAAUGGCUAAAAGUGGAGGGAGAAAGCACUCACACACUACGAGGGCAUCAAAAGAUCAUCCCUUUAACACGCGCGCACACACACGCAGCGAGCGAGAAGGUGGGCCAAGAGAGAAAGUGGUGGACGAGUGGGCAGGAGAAAUGAGAGCAUUGCAGAUGGAUGUUGAGAGAGGUGAGGCCACACAGAAGUGGAAGAGCACCGAGGCCCGCGAACACGCAGGGAGAAGGCAGCUAAGCAAUUUCACAAAACACCUAUCUGCCUUUUUAGCCUGUCUUGGUCUCCCGUUCUCACACAUCGCAUUUGAAAAGAGUUUUUUCUUCUUUUUUUUUUUGCAGUAAGUACUAUUUUUCUCUUCGUCUUCCUCUCCUUUUCAGAGCAGGCCUGUGCAUUUAGCAGAGGUCAGCGUGCAUGCGUGAGCAGCCAUGCACGUCUCCGAAGCUUGUUAACACCCACUGAGUGGAGGAAUAACAUUGAAAUUCAGCACAUUUGCAGAAUUUACAACGGCGUGCUGACUAAAUUAUGACAUUCAGGAUUCAUAUCGAGUUGAGGAACUCUGCAAAGUAAAUGAUCUCGUGAGGAUGUCAGUGACAAUUGGCCAAGUUCAGCAAAAAUAUUAUUUCUUAUACCAUUUUAUUCACUUUAUGACUUAGGCCCCGUUUACACUAAGCCAAAUAAGGUUAUCCAGGGUAAAUCACACCUAACCUUAUCCGUGUCCACACACAACAAUGGCACCGUUUAAGACCCCCGCCCCCCUCUGUC
Molecule: messenger RNA, 6501 nt
Organism: Entelurus aequoreus (snake pipefish)
Lineage: Eukaryota; Metazoa; Chordata; Actinopteri; Syngnathiformes; Syngnathidae
Gene: znf407
Product: zinc finger protein 407
Exons: 10
Coding region: 211-4431 (1406 amino acids)
Biological process (GO): regulation of DNA-templated transcription
Molecular function (GO): zinc ion binding; RNA polymerase II cis-regulatory region sequence-specific DNA binding; DNA-binding transcription factor activity, RNA polymerase II-specific
Source: RefSeq, a predicted model, not a curated record